Messenger RNA from Diachasmimorpha longicaudata, 2473 nucleotides. RefSeq names its product sensory neuron membrane protein 1-like. The transcript is spliced from 8 exons. NCBI's taxonomy places the organism in Eukaryota, Metazoa, Arthropoda, Insecta, Hymenoptera, Braconidae. The coding region runs from base 214 to 1800 and encodes 528 amino acids. Gene Ontology annotation, molecular function: scavenger receptor activity. The record is from RefSeq and is a predicted model, not a curated record. Gene Ontology annotation, cellular component: cytoplasm; membrane.
AACAAUCGUAAAUAAUCACUCACUCGAUUCUUAGAUACCGAUUUCAACUACUUGCAGUUACUCGGAUCAUCGGCGACUUGAGAUAAACGUCGAGAUUAUUAAACAAUAAUAAAAAUCAUUUCUUUAUAAAUGACUCAACAGACUGGAGGCUAUUUUUUUCAUUCGAUUGCAUUAUUGAAUUAAUUCUGGAUAAGCUAAAUUGAAUAAUUAAAAAUGCAACUUUGGCUGAAAUUGGCGAUUGCGGGGGGAUCUCUGUUUACGUUCGGUAUUCUUUUUGGAUUCGCUAUAUUCCCACCGUUUUUGAGGAGUCAACUGAAGAAGCAAGUUACAUUGAAACCAGGGGGCGACAUACGGGACAUGUGGGAGGUAGUGCCUUUUCCUCUUGACUUCAGAGUUUUUCUCUUCAAUAUCACCAAUCCUGACGAGAUUAAGGCGGGGGCCAAACCGAUAGUCAAUGAAGUCGGCCCAUUCUUCUACGAUGAGUACAAGGAGAAGGUCGAACUGGUCGACAAUGACGAGGAGGACACAUGCGAAUACAGCAAUAAAGCGACGUGGAUGUUUGCCCCUGAAAAGAGUGGAGUUGGCCUCUCCGAGGAUACUGUCCUGACAUUUCCCCACGUUAUGAUCCUCACCUUGAUAUUGACGGUCGUAAGAGAAAAACCGGGGAUGAUGGGACUUGCCGCGAAGGCCGUUGACAGUAUUUUCAAGAAACCAGAUUCAGUAUUUGUUAAAGCCACAGUUAGAGAAAUUCUCUGGACGGGCUUACCAGUCGAUUGUACAGUUCAAGACUUCCAGGGAAAAGCAGUUUGCUCGUUGCUCGCUGAAAAUGAAGCGGCAUUUAUAGUAGAAGGACCUGGAAAGUACAGAUUCGCUCUCUUGGGUGCUAAAAAUGGGACAGUGGUACCAGAUAGAUUCAAAGUCAGGCGAGGAAUAAAAAAUUACCGGCAAACGGGGGAGAUGGUAUCAUACAAAGGGGAAGAAAGACAGACAGUUUGGGCGGAUGAUGGGCCUUGCAAUGCACUUCCGGGAACAGAUUCUACUAUUUUUCAUCCACUUCUUUUUCAAGAUGAAGAUAUCGUCUCGUUUUCACCUGAUAUGUGUCUCAGUCUACCGGCGUACUACGUGAAACCUUCCAAAGUUAAAGGUCUUAAGACAAAUCACUACAACGCGGAUUUUGGCGAUAUGAAUACAGACGAAAAUCUGAAGUGUUUAUGUGCCACCCCCGAGAAAUGUCUGAAGAAGGGGUUAAUUGAUCUUUUCACUUGUCUCGGUGCACCUAUGGUGGCAAGCCUCCCACAUCUCUACCGGGUCGAUCCAUUUUACUUGACUCAAGUCGAUGGGCUUCAUCCAGAUAAGGAGGAGCAUCAAAUCUUCAUCAAUUUUGAACCAAUGACAGCAACCCCAGUAGAGGCAAGGAAACGACUACAAUUUAACAUGUUUAUUUUUCCAAUCGAGAAGUUCAAAUUAAUGAAAACGUUCCCAGAGGCUCUUCUUCCAUUAUUCUGGGUGGAGGAAGGUCUUCUCCUGGGGGACGAAUUCGUUAAGCAGCUGAAGAUGGUCUUCACAAUGAUCAAAGUCGUUAGCGUCAUGAAGUAUAUGAUGAUGUUCGGGGGUAUUGGAUUAGCAGGAUUCUCUGGUUUUCUAAAGUACAGAGAUAUGCAGACUCCCCAGAAUCUCAGUAUCACGAAGAUAUCUCCUAAAACUACAGCGAAUGCAGCCUUGCCAGACAGCGCCGAGAAAAAGUGGCCGCUAAAUGUCUCCACAUUGCAAGCGCAAAGUGUUCCAGCUUUAGACGGUUAAUCAUUAAGGAGCAGUGAAAAAUUCGAUGAAGUGGUCAAAAGUCAUUAAUUAGUUCAUUCGAAUUUACUGCACAGUGCGCAGUUUUGAACUGAAAAUGCAAGUUUUUGUUUUCUUAAAAUUUUACAAAGACUCCAAUUGAGUCAUUCAAAUAACUUCGGAUUUUUUUGAAAAGCCAGAAUAUUUAGGAAAUUUCUAAUUAAUCAAAUAUCAGGAAAAAAUCGUUUGCAUUUGGUCACUUCACUCGUAAAUACUCGUGAAAAGUAUUGUUAUAUUAAUAAGCAUAAUUUUGUGUACAUUUUUAAUUGAUGGGAAUAGUGUCAGAGAGUUCCAGUUUUCAAGCACAUCGACACAUUAAUAAUUAAUUACUAAUGAUUUGAUAAUCAAUUAUUAUUAGAUCUUGCAAUUAGUUGUAUGAUUAGUUGUUUUCUGUCGGAACGAUAUAUCUGUAUAUAUUAUUUAUAUAUUUUUAUGGAUUCCCGCCUCAGCACCUGUUUACAAUUCUGAUUUUACUCAAUUUUAAAAUUCCACAAUCACUCAUUCCCAAUUUAUUAUCAUUGAAAUAAUUUACCUUAUGAAUUCUACUCAGAUGUAUUAAGUAUGGGCUGUUAUCAAACAAGUAAUGUAAAUGAAUGAACGAGUCGUUUGUAAUAAAUAUAUACAAAUAUAUAUAUCA